Molecule: messenger RNA, 2564 nt
Organism: Exophiala oligosperma
Lineage: Eukaryota; Fungi; Ascomycota; Eurotiomycetes; Chaetothyriales; Herpotrichiellaceae
Exons: 6
Coding region: 197-2440 (747 amino acids)
Biological process (GO): DNA-templated transcription; regulation of DNA-templated transcription
Molecular function (GO): zinc ion binding; DNA-binding transcription factor activity, RNA polymerase II-specific; DNA binding
Source: RefSeq, a predicted model, not a curated record
CUCUUCUGCUGUGUUGACUCCACUAUCGCCACAGCCUUUGUGGAGAAUAGUAAUGGUAGUUGACGGUGAAUCGGUCAACUGUUGACCUCUCCGUUCUUCCUUUGCUCUUAACUGCACACAGCACAGUGAUUACCUCCCGUUGGAUUUGCCUGGAAGUUUUCGCUUUGGAGGUCGUUGAAUCAGGUUAUUGAUCAGUAUGAAGCGACAACGCCCUGUAACUUCGUGCCUCACAUGCAGACAACGAAGAGUGAGGUGUGAUAGGACACAUCCAGUGUGCAUGCGGUGUAAUAGCAGCCGAUUGACCUGCACCUACGACACAAGCACAAAUAUAGACCUACCAGAAGGGCCAUCUGCUACAGGAACCCAGUCUGCAUCGUUCACGUCCUCGGCACUCCCUCGAGUUGACGAGCCGAGAGUCCCCCAGUCUCUACAUGAGCCACAUGAACGGACCAACACAAGCCAAAAUAGAAACGAGAAAGGUCGCCUGGCAGCCUUUGCUGGUGGGCGAUCGGUCUAUACCCCUGCGACAUACUGGGCGAACCCACUUCUGUCAAAGGAUAGCAACCGCUUGGACAAUAACGAUGAUCUCCCGGAUGACUCGAGCCACUUUGUCCGUUGGCCACUGACAUCUGAAGAUCAUCAGGGAUGGGCUGGUUCGAAAUUUCGACCACCUCGACCUUCAGCGCUGUGGACUGGAGCAGCAUCUAAUAAGUGCAAGUUCUGCGGAAGAAACUACAAUGUCUCGUGUGUCAUGGCACUCUUGCCAACCAGGGAUGUCUGCGAAAAACUGUGCAGACUUUUCUUCUCCACGGUUUUUCCCUUGAUACCACUUUUACACCUCCACAGUUUCGCGGAAGAUUUCGCCGAGUUCUGGGAGGGAGUCAGGCAAGGAAAUAUGCACAACAGUGAGCCCAGCCUCCUGUUGCUCAAGAAGCCAGGUUUUCUUUCUCUUUUGACGUCGAUUCUGUUCUCGACGUUGUCAUCUGCAUCUAAACCGCGAGUGAGGGCACUACUAGGCGAAACAAAUGUUCCUGAGACGGGCCAAAUGUACUUUGCCGCUAUGGUGUCGGCAAGCCUGACCGGAUUCCCUCGACGUCCUAGCAUUUACUCACUGGCUGCAUAUCUGUUCGCACAGAGCCAAUUCGUCAGGGAAGAAGAGUUCUCGGACGUGCCCGAUUUCAUAUCCACUUCCUUUCGACUGGCACUUGGUAUGGGUCUUCAUCGGCACAUCCCUGAUGCAGGAUUCACGCAUGCAGAGAUGGAGACGAGGCGACGCCUUUGGUGGUAUAUCUUGCAUCUUGAUGUCAUGUCGUCGAGCUCCUCGGGACUCUCGCCCCUUUUCAUCAACAAGAAGAUGGCAAAUACGGAUGAAAUCGCCCGGUAUGAUUGGGUUGAAGGUGCAGCAGGCUUCAACAUUGAAGCUGAUAUACGCUACGUGGUGGCCCUUCAACGAUACAAAGUCACCAAGGAGAUUCGGGAGGUCUUGAAAUAUCAUUUCGAGGAUUAUUUCCAAUCACUUGAUCAGGUCAACGAGGUGGCCAAACGACUCAGGGAUGUUGCAAACAGUGUACGAUCUACCGUCGAGACACUCUUGAGGUCAAAUUCUGGCUCCUCGACACCAACAGCCACCCGCAACAGAGCUCUUGAAGACGAUAGCCAAGGUGGACGGCCAUUCGACCGCGUCUGGGGUCUACGACCGGACCCCAAUGACAAAGAAGUGGUAGAUUUCACGAUUUGGGCCGUCUUUCUGCUGCAUCUGAUGGUCCACAAAGCCUAUUGUGUGCUCUAUCGCCCCCUCUUCCGUGACCCGGCGAUGUCUGCUCACGAUGUGAUCAGAAUGAACGCCGUCAAACAUGCCCAAGCGUUCCUCCAGCUCUUCAUACGAGUCUGCAAUGAUCGCACAUCGGAACCGUUUCAUUGGAUGUAUCCCGGAACAUACCAGCCUCUUCAAGCUGUAGCAACUCUUCUAGCGGACCUCUUACAACAUCCCCACAGCGACCACGCGGCAUUGUCUCGUGGGUUGAUCGAUGCGAUUUUCGAACUUUAUCAAGUGGAUGAGGGCAUUGUCAGCAGAGAUGAACCGCCUCAACGUCAACUCUCGCCGGCUGGAAAGGAUGCUUGGACGAUGCUCCUCAGGACACGAAGGAAGGCUCUGGAACACAUUGGAGCAGAUCACCACGUCUUGUACCCAUCUCCGGCGAUCUCUUCAAGCUCCUGCAUCUGUGGCGACCAGAUUGUGAACGACGACUCGACUGCGCCAAGUUCGCAUCCACAUUCGAGCGGUGACCUUUCGCCGGCGGUGCAAGAAGAAAUGCCACGAGAGUUCUUUCAAGUGGAUGAAGAGCAGUCACAUUUGUCACCUGGCAUACUUUCGCAGAUGAAUUUCGAUUGGCGCGCUUGGGACAAUGCACUGGAUCCGUCGAUUGGAAUGAUGCCAUAAACUUCACGAGGGCAUCAUGCUAGAGAGGCGUUACCUGUGGGUUGGAGACGAAAGAUUUGACCUAAAUACCUCAAUUACGAUCUCACUAGCCAGCCUAGACCAAUGCUAGAUCUACUUAGUUUGA